AUAGAUAUGGAGUUCAUUGAUUUGUUUGGCGCAAAGCCACCUCAGCCGGACCCUAGCAAGCGUAAGCGAAAAGACGGGGGGCGAACGGACGUUAAGAAGACUAAACCGAGCGGACAGGAGGCGGAUGUUGAGAAAGGCAAACUAGCCAAUCUACCGGAUGGUGUGAACUCUCAUCCGCGCUUUGCUUUCACGCAAGUGGGAAGGCCGGUGUAUCGCUUGGGCAACGACAAAUUUGUUUACGUGGGACCAAACACCGACGGGAAGAUCAGUACGAUUCGUAUCGUUUUUGGUGAAUGGAAGGAGCAACCGGACAAUUCCUGGAAAGCCAGCUACGGGAAGAACGUUUCGCUAUCUAAAACCGGUUUUCUCCGUUUGGCCGCGCUCAUGCUGACCGAAAAAGCCGACAUGGAUGAAGCGGCCCGGGCCAGCGCAGCCGAAACUGGACGGCUGACACCGUUGUAUCUGUUGGACAGUAGCAUGUAUUUUGGUUGGAGCCGUUUCAAUGGCACCAACGUGGCCACGAUUCGGCGCUUUGAAGUGAAGGGUGGGGAUAUGAUUCCUACUCGUUACGGUAUCUCUUUCGGUGAACGAUGCUAUGAUGGGUUAAAAGGUUUAAUGAAGGACCUGCAGCUGUUCAAGGACAUUGCCAAAAUCCAAAAGGAACAGGGUACCCAAGACCCAAUCAAGGAAGGACUGACCUUCUCAACGCUGUGUGAAAAUAUUGCUGAUGCUUUGGCGCCACUGGUCAAGCAAUUGGACAACGGACGUUUCAACGCUGUCAUGAAGACAACUAUGUACCGUCCGAUGCGGAAUGGAACGGGGCCGUGGAGCGCCUUUUGGAAUUACGUAUGGUCCAUGGGAUCUUGUUUGGAUUGGAUAAGCUAA
This is a messenger RNA of Paramacrobiotus metropolitanus, 885 nucleotides long. RefSeq lists its product as uncharacterized. Lineage: Eukaryota; Metazoa; Tardigrada; Eutardigrada; Parachela; Macrobiotidae. Gene Ontology annotation, biological process: regulation of DNA-templated transcription. The record is from RefSeq and is a predicted model, not a curated record. The coding region runs from base 7 to 885 and encodes 292 amino acids. The transcript has a single exon. Gene Ontology annotation, molecular function: DNA binding.